Trematosphaeria pertusa is the source of this 1304-nucleotide messenger RNA. RefSeq lists its product as uncharacterized. The transcript has a single exon. The record is from RefSeq and is a predicted model, not a curated record. NCBI's taxonomy places the organism in Eukaryota, Fungi, Ascomycota, Dothideomycetes, Pleosporales, Trematosphaeriaceae. The annotation marks the transcript as partial.
GGGAACAGCAAGGAGGUAAACAUAAUCAUCGUGCAAACACCGCCGUCCGUGGGUUCAGAGCACAUGCACCAAGGAAAAAAAACCCAAGAAGCUAGGAUCGAGAGCAUCAUCAUGCCCGAGAUCACCUGCCGCAGCACGCAUCAUGACGGCAACGACAUCAUCUAAAGCGAAAAGCAAGACAGAAAGCCCCGCCAGAAACCCCUCGCCAAACGUUUCCACAAGUUUCUCGUAAUCGCCAUCCUCGGCUGGGCCGCCUUUUUCCGCUUUCCUCCUCCCUGCGCCGUUGGCUUCCGCUUCAGUAUGUUCUCGAUCCCCCUUUCCGUCCUCUCCGCCUCAUCGUCAUCCCGUACCCGUCCCCUGAAGAACUGCACGUACGUGUCUGCGACUUUAAUAUUCUGCUCUAGAAGUCCGGUGAUCAAGUUCGUCAUGCUGGUGGUCGUCGGUGCACCGUCCGCUGUUGCUCCCUCCAAGUCCCGUGUCGUGCCUUUCACGGUCUGGGGGUCAGUGGCACCGGGUCCAGGCCGGGAUUUGGGCUGCGUCUUGCUCUCAUCCGCGGGGUCGGACUUUGCGUUGCGUCCGGCUUUCUUCUUCCUUUUGGAUGCUUCCACCCCUUUUUUUUUGCCUCCUUUCGCUCUUUCUCUUUUACAGCUGCGUCUUCCUUCGCUAUUUUGUUCUUUUCUAUUUCGACGACGCGCUUCGAUCGACGAGAUCGCUCGGCUGGUUUCUUGGUCGACGCUGCCCCUUGCUUGCAUCGUCCUCGUUUUCCAGAUAUCCGACCCCACGCUCCUAGUCUUAAUAAACGUCUUCUCCGGCGGCCGCGACCACAGCAACAACCUCAUCUCCGGAUCCACUUUCUCUAUAGCAUUCUGCAUGACAGCUUCUUCUCAAUAUCGCCCAAGUACAUCAAAAUAUGAUAAUCUUUGAAGCUAACCAGCGGUCUGAAGUAGCGCUGUAUGCACUACGGUUACGCUCCCCUCUAUAUCAGGGGGAAGGCUAGAGCCCCUAUUUAGGUAGCUCUUCUAGACCUAUUAGGGGUAUAAGAUCUAUUUUCUAAUUAGCUAUAGAGAAGCGUAGUAGCUAGAGAACUAGAGGAAGGAGAGGCUGCAGGGGGGGAAGAAGAGAGCGUGUAAGCUUUAGGGGCUCUCUAUAGCAAGCUCUAGCAGCUUCUAAGGUUUCUACGCGGGGAAAUUAAUAACUUACCUCUAAAUAUACUAGAAGUAAAUAUAUAGUAUUAGUAAUAGCUAAGUAUGCUAGAUAGCGAAGAGAAAGCUUAGUAGUAAAUACUAAGAAAGCGUAAUAGAGAG